Myotis brandtii (Brandt's bat) is the source of this 2069-nucleotide messenger RNA. RefSeq names its product progestin and adipoQ receptor family member VII (gene PAQR7). The record is from RefSeq and is a predicted model, not a curated record. Gene Ontology annotation, molecular function: steroid binding; nuclear steroid receptor activity. Lineage: Eukaryota; Metazoa; Chordata; Mammalia; Chiroptera; Vespertilionidae. The transcript has 2 exons. Gene Ontology annotation, cellular component: plasma membrane. The coding region runs from base 105 to 1151 and encodes 348 amino acids. Gene Ontology annotation, biological process: response to steroid hormone.
AUCAAGUUUGCCUGAUAUCCAUCAACCAGGCCCUGGACACCUGGUCUCAGCCCAACUUCGCCUGCCUUGCUGUGUGGUCUUGGCUCCCUUCCCAGUCCACAGCCAUGGCCACCUUGGUGGCCCAGAAGCUUAUCCACCUUCUGCCCAGUUUUCGGCAGGCCCACCAGGAGCCUCAUCCAUCUGUGCAGCCAGAGCCUGUCUUCACGGUAGACCGAGCCAAGGUGCCACCCCUCUACUGGAAGCCGUACAUCUAUGUGGGUUACCGGCCACUGCAUCAGACCUGGCGCUUCUACUUCCGCACGCUGUUCCAGCAGCACAACGAGGCGGUGAACGUCUGGACCCACCUGCUGGCAGCCCUGGUGCUGCUGCUGCGGCUGGCCAUUUUUGUGGGGACCGUGGACUUCUGGGGAGACCCCCACGCACGGCCCCUCUUCAUCAUUGUCCUCGCCUCCUUCACCUACCUCUUCCUCAGUGCCUUGGCUCACCUCCUGCAGGCCAAGUCCGAGUUCUGGCAUUACAGCUUCUUCUUUCUGGACUACGUGGGUGUGGCUGUGUACCAAUUUGGCAGCGCCCUGGCACACUUCUACUAUGCCAUCGAGCCUGCCUGGCAUGCCCAGGUGCAGACCAUUUUCCUGCCCACGGCCGCCUUUCUCGCCUGGCUUUCUUGCACUGGCUCGUGCUACAACAAGUACAUCCAGAAGCCCGGCCUGCUGGGCCGCACGUGCCAGGAAGUGCCCUCAGCGCUGGCUUAUGCACUGGACAUCAGCCCGGUGGCGCACCGCAUCCUGGUGUCCCCCAACCCUGCCACCGAUGACCUCGCUCUUCUCUACCACAAGUGCCAGGUCGUCUUCUUCCUGUUGGCUGCUGCUUUCUUCUCGGCCCUCAUGCCUGAGCGCUGGUUUCCUGGCAGCUGCCACCUCUUUGGGCAGGGCCACCAGCUCUUCCACGUCUUCCUGGUGUUCUGCACUCUGGCUCAGCUAGAGGCUGUGGCGCUGGACUACGAGGCCCGGCGGCCCAUCUAUGAGCCACUGCAUACCCGCUGGCCCCACAACUUCUCCGGCCUCUUCCUGCUCACCGUGGGCAGCAGUGUCCUCACCGCAUUCCUUCUGAGCCAGCUGGUACGGCGCAAACUCGAUCAGAAGACCCAGUGAAGGGAGGUGGCAGCUGGUAGGGAGGGAGGUAGAGUGGGAGCCCAGGGGUCCGGGCUUGGCUCCAUAUAGGAACAAGGCCUGGUAAAGUUGUUUGUGUCUGCAGUGCGGUGUCUCUGUGCGCACGCCUCAGCUACCUAGGAUGGCAUUGGCUAGUCCUUGGAUUUAGGGAUUGGCCUGGAGUUCUGGGGUCCAUUCCUGGGCCUGCCCUAACUCCCUGACUUGGGAGCGGGAAAGAGAUAAAGAUGUGGCUACCCUGGUUUGCCCCCCCACAUUGCCUCUCACUACAGGUGAGGAUGGGGAGGGGGAGGGGGAGUCAGCUGGGGCCAGGACUCUGGUUUGGGGCUUCCAGAUUAUCUAGAGGGGGUGAAGGUGGAAUUUAGGCUAGAGUUAGAUUUGAGCUGAGAGGCAGAGGAGGCCUCAGCAACGCCCAUGUACCAGAUUUCAUUGGUGGGUGGGGAAGGGGCAGGACCGAAGUGUGUGCAGGAUCUUACCAUUGAGCUUCAGAGUCCCCAAAGGUAAAGACUGUGCUAGGUGCAGGUGGAUCCCACCCAGUGCCCCUUAUCCCUCAGUCACUCCCCUGCAGCUCACCCUCCUAGCUUUGGCCUCCAUGUUCCAAAUGUCCUGUUCCCAGCCAUUCUCCUGGUUUCCACUGGGCCCUCUGGAUCAAAGACUUUAAUAUUGGGAUGGACUGUCAGGGGAAGCACUGAGGAGGGAAUAAUCAGUAUGGCCUGGGGCCCUCAGGGUUUUGGGUGGAGAAGGGUGAAUAGGAGUUUGCAGACGAGAAGAGGAAAGGUAUUCCGGGCAGAGGGGGAAACCUGUACAAAGACCAAGGGGUACGGAAGGAGUUCAGUGGGGCUGGAGCUAGGGGCGGUCUGGACUUUGAUAUGUCUUGGAUGCAAUAAAGUUACUGUGAUAACA